Molecule: messenger RNA, 1519 nt
Organism: Paramecium sonneborni
Lineage: Eukaryota; Ciliophora; Oligohymenophorea; Peniculida; Parameciidae
Source: the annotation of a GenBank genome assembly
GAUUAUUUUUAUUUUGCAAUCCAUCUAAUGAGAAUUAAUAGGAUAUCAUAAGUGCAAAUGAAUAAGAGUGUAUAAUGAUACUAAUAAAAUUGUUGAUUGAUAAAGAAACUUAAUUAUAGAUAUUAAGAGAAGGAUUGAAAAUAAAAGAUAAACAAAUGAAAAAUGAAUGAAAGAGUUUGAAAGACAGAGUAUUUAUUGUGAGAUUGUUAUUCAUAUUGAAAUGUGAUAGUUGAAUGCUUUACAAUUUAAGGGUUUAGAAAUAUUAUGAAACAAAUUAAUUAUUUUCAAUAAGCAUUAUUCAUCUUUAGAUAGGUUUUGCUUUUAAUUAUAUUAGAUUGGCAGCAAGUCAUGAACGAUCAGUCAGAUGAAAAGCAACAAAAUAAAUAUAAUUGCACAUAAUUUGAAGACAUUAAUGGACUUGAUUAAAGUAUAAGAAAAGUAGUAAAAAUGGAUGGAAGUGGUGAAAAGGCUUGUAUUAGUAUCUAGAUUAAUUUAGCAAUCAAUUUGUAAUGCAACUCCUUUAGAAUUAAUGAAUAGCGAAAAUCAGUCAUUUAGUAAAUUAAACAUCUUGCUCGAUAAGGUUCUCAAAUGUAUGUAACUAUCAAUAUAUUUCAAUUUUUAACAACUACAAUUGUAGUUUUUCAUAUUGCACAUAUAUUUUAAUUGCUUCCUUUAUUAUUAUUUUAGUACCGGAUAUUUAGAGCUUCCAACAUAAUAAAUAAAUCAAUAUAAAAAUAGAAGUAAUGAAGAUGCAGUAAUUGACGAAGUACUCUUAGAGUAAGUACAUUUUCAAUACAAUCUCAACUCUAAUCCAUAUAUUCAACAUUUAUUUUUUCUUAUUAUUUUUUCUUAGUAAGUUUUUACCGCCAAACUCAAUCACUCCACUCAUUUUCACUAAAAAAUUACCACAAGGAGGUCAAUAUAGAUUAAAAGGAACACAACCAUUGUGGGUAAAUGCUUUAGAAAGUCUUUUGAGUGUUGUGGUCUAAUUGUAUUAUAAGAGUGAUCAAAAAUUGGCAGAGUUUAUGAAAGAAAAAGUCUUAAUAGAUUCAAAAAAAGAACUUAAACAAGUUUAUAUUACAUUAUUAAUUCAAGGAAAAGAAACCUGGAAGGAAAAAGAAAAUUCCUGAUAACGAUUCACCUAAUCAAGAAUAGAAUGAAUAAUAAUAAUAAUAAUCAGGCAAUAUCAAUGUUUAUUCACUACUUUAAUAAGAUGUAUUGGAUAUUCUAAUAUCUCCAUUAAGAAAUGAUUUUCCAUUUGGUAUUAUCAAUAUUUCUAAAUUUUUAGAAACUUGGACAACCAAAGAAAUCGCAAUUUUCGAAUGUGGACUUUGCAGAUAUGGUAAACAAUAUGAAUUUUUAUCCCAUCUUGUAAAAUUAUCACUUAUUUUAGAUUAAAACUAAAAAUGCUCAAGACAUCAUUUAAUUUUACUACUUUUGGAAAUUCACGAGCCAUUAUAAACUUUGGAAAAUUAAUAAAGCAUAUUAUCAUCGCAGUAACCUAAACAACUAUGUUUGA